AUGGACAAUUAAUUUGAACUUGAAUAAGUCAAUAGGUAAUUAGAUAUAACUUAUAAAUAGUAAAUCUGAAAUUAUUCUUGAGAAAUGUCUUUCAAUGAUGCGUCCAGAAGGACUUGAAUAAUUUCAUUUUAGAAUAGAAGAAUAAUUUUAUAAAGUCAAAGUAAAAAAUGAAUUAAUUUAAAUUGUAGUAAAAUAAAGUACUAUUGAUUCAUGAGAAAGAGGGAGAUGAUUUAUAAACAAUGAUUUCAUAUUGGAUUUAAGAACAUUAAUAAAGAAAUGUAAGUAUUAUUAAAGAAUAAAGAGAGAUCUAAUUAUUCCAUAUUUUGUUGAGCAUGAGAACUAAAAUCAUUAUUAUGCUAUAUAUUACAUUUUAACUAAAUUAAGAGUAUUUAUAUUGAAUAUAUAGGCUGUUUUUAAUAUUACAUAAAAAGUUGAAUUAGAGAGUGAGAAAUUGAAACAGUAUUUUGAAUAUUGGUUGAAUUUGUGUUCAAGAGAACUUGGCAAUUAAUUAUAUAAUGAUUGUAAAGUAGCAUACAAACGAGUAUAUAAUAUAGUAUUAUUGAGGGUCAUUAUUGUAAUACAAGGCAUCGAUAAAUUUUAUAGUGGUGGAGAAGUUCGUGUAUCAUCUUGGUUACCUAAAAUACUACCUGAUAAUAUUAAACUUAUUGCAUCAGCCAGAUUUGGUAGUAAAGCCUAUGAAUAUUAUUAAUCUAUUGGAAAUCCUAUCAUUCCUAUGUAAAAUAUUCAUUCUAUGAUUUUUAGUGAAAAUGAAAGUACUGAAAUUUUGA
Paramecium primaurelia is the source of this 788-nucleotide messenger RNA. The record is from the annotation of a GenBank genome assembly. Lineage: Eukaryota; Ciliophora; Oligohymenophorea; Peniculida; Parameciidae.